AUGGACCAGAACCAGGAGGAGGGAAAGUCCACUUCAUUCACUACCACCGCCAACAAUGUGAAGCCGCCGCCGGAGCCGGAACCGGCGGCGGUGUGCAUGAAUGAGAACUGCGCUGUAUCUCUGCCGUCGUCGUCCUCAGCUGAUGAUUGCACCAGAGGCUGGCCUCUGCGAUCCCCCGGAAAGUUCGCCACUCUCUGCCGCAACUGCGGAGCUGCUUAUGAACAAUUUGCAUUCUGUGAUUUGUUCCACUCGAGAGACUCUGGCUGGAGGGAAUGCAGGUCAUGUGGCAAGAGGCUUCAUUGUGGAUGCAUUGCGUCAAGCUCUAUGCUGGAACUACUUGACAGUGGUGGCGUAAUCUGUAUUAGCUGCUCACGGUAUCAUGGACUUUGUUCUAAUUCUACCCUCGAAAACAAUGAAGAUUUCAGAGUUACAUCUGUUAAUGCUGUUGGAGAGAAUCAGCUGACUUCAGCAGGCAAUCAAUCAAAUGUUGGCAUCACUGAAAAGACAAACCUUGUCCAAUGUUGUGAUGAUACAGAGAACGCGAACCCGUCACUGUUGCUCCCAUCUCAGUCUGAUGAUGUGAUUCAGUCCGUUGGGCAAACAAAAGUAGGAGAAGAAAUUGGAUUCCCAUUGUUGCCAUUUUCAAGCCAGUCAUCAUUUGAGGCAUCACAUGAUGCAAAACCAAAUCAAAAUGAUGAGAAUACAGAGAUUAAUGAUAUGUCUGGAUCAUUACUUGAGACAAAUUUAACCAUAUCACUUCCAGCUACUGCAGAGAAUGGAAAUCUUUUGACGGGGGCAGUUGUUGAAGAAAGGUCAUUGGGCAAGAACAUUCCUCCCAUUCCACAGGGGUCUAAACCUCUACAUCUUUUGCCCAAACCACAAAAGUCUAUUAUGGCUGCUGGACUGGAGACAAAUGUUAGCUCGGUCUCCUCACAGUUACGAGUUGCAAGGCCUCCAGUUGAAGGAAGAAUUAAGAAUCAGUUGCUUCCUCGUUAUUGGCCUAGGAUAACUGACCAAGAGUUGCAGAAAAUAUGUGGAGACUCAAACUCCACCGUUGUUCCAUUGUUUGAAAAGGUUUUGAGUGCCAGUGAUGCCGGUCGAAUUGGUCGUUUGGUUCUUCCAAAAGCAUGCGCCGAAGCAUAUUUUCCACCUAUUUCUCAACCAGAAGGCCUUCCUUUGAGGAUUCAAGAUAUCAAGGGAAAAGAAUGGGUGUUCCAGUUCAGGUUUUGGCCAAAUAAUAACAGUAGGAUGUAUGUCUUAGAAGGUGUAACCCCUUGCAUACAGUCAAUGCAAUUACAAGCCGGAGAUACUGUGACGUUUAGUCGGAUGGACCCAGCGGGGAAACUUCUAAUGGGGUUUCGGAAGGCCUCAAAUACCAUUUUCAUGCAGGACAAGCAUCCAGGCUCCAGUCAUAAAGGCAAUUUUUCAAGAGAAUCGUUGGUUAUGCCAGUUUCUGAUAACCUAAAUUCAGUAAACGGCCAACCGGGCUGCCUCCAGCUAUUUAAGGGAAGUAAGGAUCUUUCUUUGAGUUCAUUGUCAAAGCAUCAUUUCAGUGAUGGGGAUUUUGGAUGCUAUAUUGACGAGACGAAUGGUGGGAAACCUCUGGAUGGUCCAUCAGAGCGCAAAAAGAGUAGAAACAUUGGGUCAAAGAGUAAGAGACUUCUCAUAGAUAGUGUGGAUGCUUUGGAGCUGAAACUUUCAUGGGAAGAGUUACAGAAUAUGCUUUGUCCUCCUCCCAGUGUAAAGCCCAGCACCGAAGCAAUUGAAGAUCAUGAAUUUGAAGAAUACGAUCUACCACCGGUAUUUCCAAAGAAGAGCAUUUUCACGGUCCGCCUCUCCUCAGGGAAGCAGGAGCAAUGGGCUCAAUGUGAUAGUUGCUUAAAGUGGAGGUGCCUGCCAGCUACUGUCAUUCUUCCCCCUAAGUGGACAUGUGAGGAUAAUACUUGGUCUAACAGCAGAUCUUCGUGUUCUGUGAAAGACGAGCUAAGUCCAGAGGAGCUUGAAAAUCUUCUCAAGAUGAGCAUAGAAAGUAAAAGACAGAGAAUGGAAGCCGCACUUGAGUCAGCACAAACCUGUGAAACUUCUGACCCAGAUGGUUUGGGAAACCCUGCUGUUCCUGCUGCAUCUGUUAAAACGACUACAAAGCACCCAAGGCAUCGUCCUGGCUGUUCUUGCAUUGUCUGCAUUCAGCCACCAAGUGGGAAGGGCAAACACAAGCCGACAUGCACGUGCAACGUGUGCAUGACCGUGAAGCGGCGUUUCAAAACCCUAAUGAUGCGCAGAAAGAAGCGGCAAUCAGAACGCGAGGCAGAAGUUGCUCAGAGGAGUAAUAAGUUUUCUUGGAACCUUCCUAAGGAUGAAGAAGCUGAAGUAGCCAAUAGCUAUGGACCUCCUUACCAGGAUAAUCAUCCUCAUGGGCAAAGUGAGACAACAGAUUUUGAAUUCAAAAGCCAAACUAAUGCCACCACGCUAGAUGAAAUCAGAAAAGGACAACAACUGGACUUGAAUAAUCAUCCAGGCCUUGAAAAAGCUGCAGCAGAACAAAUUUCGUCAUCCGCCCGUGUCAGCAUGAUCACUCUCCUUCGAGAGGCAAGCCUACCUUUGGAAAAUUAUCUGAAACAGAAGGGUCUCACUAGUUUGGUUUCUGAUGAAUUAGAGGGGCUCCCGGUGCCCCAAGCUGUGAGAGGCAAUGAGGAAGUGGUUGCAGUUGACCAAAAUCAAGAGAUUAAAGAGGAUCUUCCAGAAGUAGCAGAUCAAUCUAGUAGUGAUGGCUCUUGA
Molecule: messenger RNA, 2778 nt
Organism: Oldenlandia corymbosa var. corymbosa
Lineage: Eukaryota; Viridiplantae; Streptophyta; Magnoliopsida; Gentianales; Rubiaceae
Source: the annotation of a GenBank genome assembly